AUGCGCGCAACUGCUCUCCUGGCCGCCGCCCUGGCCCUCGCCGGUGAUGCCCUCGCCGGCAAGAUGAAAUAUCUGGGCGUGGCCAUUCCCGGAAUUGACUUUGGCUGUGACAUUGACGGCAGCUGUCCGACCGACACGGCGUCUGUGCCGCUGCUGAGCUACAAGGGAGGCGAUGGCGCCGGCCAGAUGAAGCAUUUCGCCGAGGACGACGGUCUCAACGUCUUUCGCAUCUCCGCUACAUGGCAGUUUGUCCUCAACAACACGGUGGACGGCAAGCUGGACAAGCUCAACUGGGGUUCCUACAACAAGGUCGUCGAUGCCUGUCUGGAGACGGGCGCCUACUGCAUGAUUGACAUGCACAACUUUGCCCGGUACAACGGCGGCAUCAUCGGCCAGGGAGGCGUGUCGGACGACAUCUUUGUCGACCUCUGGGUCCAGAUUGCAAAGUACUACGUGGACAACGACAAGAUCAUCUUUGGCCUGAUGAACGAGCCCCACGACCUCGACAUUGACCUCUGGGCGCAGACGUGCCAAAAGGUCGUCACUGCGAUCCGAAAGGCCGGCGCCACCUCGCAGAUGAUCCUCCUGCCCGGAACCAACUUUGCCAGCGUCGAGACGUAUGUGUCCACCGGGAGCGCGGACGCCCUCGCCAAGAUUACGAACCCUGACGGAAGCACCGACCUGCUGUACUUUGACGUCCACAAGUAUCUCGACAUUAACAACUCCGGAUCGCAUGUCGAGUGUACGACGAAUAAUGUUGACGCGUUCAACGACUUUGCGGACUGGCUGAGGCAGAACAAGCGCCAGGCCAUCAUCUCGGAGACGGGCGCGUCCAUGGAUCCUUCGUGCAUGACUGCGUUCUGCGAGCAGAACAAGGCCAUCAGCGACAAUAGCGACGUCUACAUUGGCUUCGUCGGCUGGGGCGCCGGCAGCUUUGACACCUCUUACAUCUUGACCCUGACGCCCCUUGGCAAGCCUGGCAACUAUUCCGACAACAAGCUCAUGAACGAGUGCAUCCUGGACCAGUUUACCCUCGACUCAAAGUUCCGACCAACACCUACUUCAAUCUCUACGGCAGCCGAAGAGACUGGUACAUCGACGGCGACCACCGACGGCGACUCACCAUCAACUACAAAGCCCAUCUUUAGGGAGGAAACCUCGUCUCCCACUCCCACUCCCAACGCUGUCACCAAACCCUCGCCCGACACGAGCGAGAAUUCAAGCGACGAGGACUCUGCGGCGUCCUCGAGCGCCCAGGCCUUGACAGGCACGGUUUUGUUUACUGUUGCUGCCCUCGGCUACAUGCUGGUAGCAUUUUGA
This is a messenger RNA of Trichoderma citrinoviride, 1320 nucleotides long. RefSeq names its product glycoside hydrolase family 5 protein. Gene Ontology annotation, molecular function: hydrolase activity, hydrolyzing O-glycosyl compounds. The coding region runs from base 1 to 1320 and encodes 439 amino acids. Lineage: Eukaryota; Fungi; Ascomycota; Sordariomycetes; Hypocreales; Hypocreaceae. The transcript is spliced from 3 exons. Gene Ontology annotation, biological process: glucan catabolic process. The record is from RefSeq and is a predicted model, not a curated record.